CACCACUCCUUCACAACACUCGACAAGAGUGCCCAAUAGCUACCAUGGAGUCCAUGGAGACCAAGCUCCUCAAUAAAUACAAUAUUCCUACUCUUUUCCCUGCACAAUGGCCAGAAGAGAAAGAUAGGAGCUCCGACGAGGAGGAAGACGAAGCCCCACGCACCGCCGCCGUUCAACCCCUCCGCCGUUCAAACACCAAAUCGCGAUAUUCCGUACUGGAAAAUACUCGAACGUAUUCAAGGCAGCUUCCGGGUGCUGAAAAGAACCAAGAUGGCGUGGAGAAUCUCGUACAGAAAGACGAGGCCGAUCCCUUGGGCACCUAUCCCAGCGUUGUCCACGUCCUACGACAGAGGGGAUUGCCUGUCGAGGAGGACAUCAAGCUACGGAAUCGGUUCCUCCUCAGUUCUACGUCCUUCUCGCCGUCACUCUUCUUGUCACAGGUUCACAGUUCUGCAUCUACAGAUUCCUUGCUCGCCGGUCUCGACUUCCUCUCUCGCUCGAUCGAACAAAAGUCCGCCUCUCUUAAGGUCCUCGUGGAGUCGAACUUCGAGCGCUUCGUAAGCGCAAAGUCUACAAUUGAUAGGGUAUACAAUGAGAUGAGGGAUACGGGCCGUGAGCCUGAAAACCCUGGGCUUCGGCGCCCAAGCCAUGGUCGUGGAGCUAGUCGCGCGAGCUUCUCUUCUCGUAAACCGAGUGGUCCUCUCAGUCCGAGCGCGAUGAUAGGAACAAAUCUGGGCGAUAUACCGAGCGAGAAGAAAAAGAAGAACGCAUUGACUAAGGAGUGCGAGUACGGCGUACAUGGUAUCAAGGUCCCAUUGACCGAGGUUGCGGUCAAGGCGGAGGAGGUUUGGGGCCCCGCGUUGAAUGGACGAGAAAAGGAGGAGACACUCAAAUCUAUCCUGGGAUCGGUCGAGAAGAACCGUAGCCUCUUCGAAGUCGGAUCCACCAUCCAGGAUGCGAUUCGUCGCAAAGAUCAUGAUACAAUUAUUGAGGAGUACACAAGGGCAAGAAAGUUUGCGGAGGAUGCACGUUACGAUGUGGAGCAGGCGACGUACAACAAGACCCCUCUUUCAGAUGUCCAAGUUCAUCAGAUCAUCGUCACCGCACGUAUGUGGAAUGAUGUCGAGACACAGAUUGAGUCAUUCAAGCGGGAUUGUUGGAAGCGUCUUGCGUCGACUCAUUUUACCAAAGAGCAGGCUGGAAGCGAACAAGCCAAGUCGGAGCAAUACAUGGAGAUGAUCUCAAUCAUGCUUGAAUUGGGUGUGGAAGACAAUCCCAUUUGGAUAUGGCUCCUGUCACGAUACGACUACUUGAAGUCGCGCAUAAUAGCGACGUGUGAGAGAUCGAAAGUGGAGCUUGAGAUCCUUCGUCGUCAUCUCUCGAACACGAGUAAACCUGGGUUGCGGACGCUGUCAAAGCAUUUCCGUGCCAUUCCGGUCGAUUCAAAUGCUGCUGUAGAGCCAGCGAAAUUAGACUCCGCGAAAGUUAUCGAAUUCUGGGAGCAAGCCAACUCUUCCAUGACGAAUCUGCUCUCCUCAAAUGGUGGCCUCCUAGGAGAAGUUGUGGAGUAUUGGGACAUUGCACAGUCUUUCAUCAGUGGUCGUGCUCAGCGCACAAUGCCCAUGGGUUUCAACAAUCAGUCCUCGGUGCAUCACAAAUUAUCUUCUUCCAACGUCAUCGAGCUAGAGAAGGGUACCACUGAACUCUCCAAUCUCAUACGCGAACAUAUAUUCUCCGUCUUUGCGGACCCGCCUAUUGAAGAUAUCUCGUUGCUCUUCUCUCCAGCUCCAACCGAUCCUGAACCGGCCACACCUCGUACCCCUCUGAGUGCAGCACUUAGCCCUACCUCUUCUACUCGGUUUCGCUUCGAUCCCGCAAAUAUUCCACCCCCGUCACCGAGCCGCGGAGAGACUUGGGAGAAGUACGCUUUCUGGCCUCCAAAUUCGAACGCACUUUCAGGAUCCCAUUACCUUGCUAAGACACUUCUUCUCAUUGGCACAGCUGCUAACGAAAUGGCUUCUCUUCGACUACCCGAAACUAAUAACUCUGCUGGCCUGGGAGAUGCAUUGCGCGCCCUGGUCGGUGCUGUUCGUGAGCGCUGCGUGCAAGCAGUGUGCGUGGCUUGGAACACUGACGCCGAGAGUCUCAAAGUACUGGAAGAUUGGACCCGGGACCCAGAUCGAAAAGACAUCACAAACAUGCCAUCUCGGUUCCUUGCAGUGCAGAGCUUUCUCUUGACCAAUUUGCAGAAAAUCAUGUACGUCAGCGGCAGUGAGGGUGGUAGCAAAACAGCUGUCGACGUUGUUGUGCCCCCGAGUAACAAGUUGCUGCAAAUGGUGAGGAGUCAAUUCGUCACAAGUCUGUAUCGUACUUUGAGUGGGAUGGUAGAAUGCGCAGAGAAGGGACGCCGAGCGCUGGGUAAAGAGUUCGAAAUCAAGGGCGAUGAUUUAACAAUCGAUGAGAGCCAAAUUGGUGAAGAUGUGGAUGGCUGGGGCAAGGUUGAUGCCGACAAGCAGCCAAUCCGCCUGCUUUUGACGCUGUCAAACAUGACCACUCUCGCAAAUACCACAGCACCUCAACUCCUCAAUCACUUCGAGACUCUGUUCUCUGUCGCCCUUACGGAUGAGAGCAAUCGUAUCAGGGAUGUUCUUUCCCAGCUUGACCUACAGCUCUUCAAAUCCUAUACCAAGCCGCACAUUGCCGCGAUCAACAACACUAUCCAGACUGGUAUCUUCGCACCAAACUGGGCAGCACCACCGGCACGACAAACAAGCUCGGUCGCUGACCGGGAUCCAUCUCCAUACGUCUUCAGUGCACUGCUCUCUCUAGUCAUUGUGCACACGGAGGUGUCCACCACCUCUCCUCCCCUUGUUCCCCGCAUCCUCCGCUCUCUCUUCGAAUCAUCGACAGAAACCCUCAUUGCCACGUUUUCAUCCCUCCCUCACUGUAACCUGGACAUGUUGAUGCAAGCCACACUCGACGUCGAGUUCAUGGCUCAGACGCUCUCCGCAUACACAACGGAGAAGGCAUCGCAAGUCCAGACAGACAUCUACCAAGUUCUUGACCAAAAGACGGAUAACGCUGCACGUGUGAGGCUGCAAGAAGAACUAGGCAAUCUGAGAGGGGUGUUGAAGAGGUUGAGGGAGGGCACUAGGACAGAGUUCUUGUGCUUUAGAAGGAGUAAAAGGGGCAAUGAGGCAGGUCAGAGGUAAUGGCAAAGAUUAGAACAGAACGACGGUUUUAGUUGAGUUGAUAGUGUUGUGGUGUUGUUAGUCUUUGAGCGAGUGCGAAUCUGAAUGUGAAUACUUUUAUCUACCAC
Aaosphaeria arxii CBS 175.79 is the source of this 3319-nucleotide messenger RNA. RefSeq lists its product as uncharacterized. The coding region runs from base 45 to 3212 and encodes 1055 amino acids. Gene Ontology annotation, cellular component: exocyst. NCBI's taxonomy places the organism in Eukaryota, Fungi, Ascomycota, Dothideomycetes, Pleosporales. The transcript has 2 exons. Gene Ontology annotation, biological process: Golgi to plasma membrane transport; exocytosis. The record is from RefSeq and is a predicted model, not a curated record.